CAAGCAAAUCAUCAGUUUCAGUUCAAAGUUGUAGCGAAUUGCGAAAAUGAAGGUUUUUACUAUUGCAUUGUUCAUUACAAGCUUUUUUGCUUUCAACAGCGUCAGUCAACUGUUGGAUCCAAACUCUUUCUUCAGAGGAUUCCUUGAAACUUCCAAAAACAACUUUGCAUGUGGCUUCCCAGGUGUGAAUGUUCCAUCAUUGGAUCCAUUCCAGCUUUCUUCAUAUUCAACAUCUUUCGGUUCGGUUGGAGGAAUUUCCAACGUACAAAUUACUGUUGAUAAUGCUGCUGUUACUGGAUUGAGCAACUUCAAUAUUCUCGCUUUUGAUUCAAAUUUCCUCAGCUUGAGCAUCACUUUCUUGUUCAACUUCCCUCAAUUGAACAUUAAUGGAAUGCACACCACAUCUUACGAUGAUUCACCAUUUGGCGGUGGAAACAUUGAAAAUGGAGCUGGGACACUUCUUGGAUCUGCAUCAAACGUUCAAGUUGGUGUGACUCUCGGAUUCAGUUUGUUCCCCUUCGGAUUGUCAUCUCAAAAUGUGAAUAGUGUUUCAGUAGGAAGCACAAGUUUCACAGCUGAUGGAUUUUCAACUGCAGCUAAGAACACUCAAUUCAACAACGCUCUUAGCAAUGGCAUUCCAAACUGGGUCGCCAACAAUUUGCCUUCAAUUAAUUCCCAAUUACAAGCUGCCUUUGUUGACUAUGCCAAUGAACGUUUGAGCGGAUUCUUCAGCGUGGACAGUAUCAUCAAUACAAUGACCAGCUAUGUCCCACCAGCUUGCAACUAAAUUGUGCUGAGACUCUUACCAUUUAUUCCAACAAAAACUACCUCAUCCCAUAAAAAAUUAAAUGUAAUAAACUUUUCAAUUGAAAAAGAAAAUUAUUAAAGAGAAUGAAACAUCUGUAGCACAAAAAAUAUCUUUGAGUUUAAUUAUUCUUUCUUCUUGAAUUGAAAUUUCGCAAUGAUGAAUAAAAUGUUGCAAACUGACAAAGUUGUUUGUGAUUAAUGCAUAAAAAAUGUUAUGACCAUCGUCUGAUUUAAGUAGAAAUAAUUCAUCAA
Molecule: messenger RNA, 1059 nt
Organism: Clunio marinus
Lineage: Eukaryota; Metazoa; Arthropoda; Insecta; Diptera; Chironomidae
Source: the annotation of a GenBank genome assembly